Ectocarpus sp. CCAP 1310/34 is the source of this 621-nucleotide messenger RNA. The record is from the annotation of a GenBank genome assembly. Lineage: Eukaryota; Phaeophyceae; Ectocarpales; Ectocarpaceae.
AUGGGGCUCACAUUCAUCUUGAGCAUCUUCCGUGACCCCGUAACUUCGAGCAUCCCCGAACUUGAGGCGGCUCAGCGGAACCCAACGUUUCAGCUUCGCACGUUCGGGCCCUACCGUUCAGAGUACGGCCGCCUGGUGGAGUUCCCACACUUGCCCCCCCUGCUGGGCCAACAACAUUGUGCCAUUGCGGCCGGUUUCGGUGUAUACCAUUCCUCUGCUAGCCUGGCACUGCUUCAGUUCGUUACCAACACCCUUCUCGCCGAGCGGUCCCCCGGGAUUCACAUCCAGACCGCUCUGACACGCCACGAAGAUGUUCAGAUUGUUGGUGACACCAGCGGCCCCGAGCCUGAGCUGGUCAUGGGUCACCUGGACAUCAAGCACGACACGACAGAUUCCAAUUCUUUGUUCGCCGGCUACGUUCGACGGUACGACAAGUUUGUGAACCCGCGCUGGCGGGCGUUGCCCCUGGUGUUCGCAUGUUUGGUGCUUCCUCAGACAAUCAUCGGUGAAGUUUCCCAAGAAACGGAGGUUUACUUCUGCGGUGGUGGGGGCGUCAACGCGCCUCUUUGCGAGACGUGCGCUAGGCGUGGCAUCAAGUACGUCGGCAGAUCCGUCCAGUGA